Molecule: messenger RNA, 489 nt
Organism: Meloidogyne enterolobii
Lineage: Eukaryota; Metazoa; Nematoda; Chromadorea; Rhabditida; Meloidogynidae
Source: the annotation of a GenBank genome assembly
AUGCUUGAAGCUGUUAUUAAUUUUAUUGUUUUAUUCACAUAUUCAAAUCCCUGUGAUUGUUUAACACAAGUUUGGUUAGUUUAUUUGAUUAGAAUGCCACAAUAUAUCUACUAUCUUGGCUCUCCUUUAUUUCAUCUUGCUAUAAUGUUUGAACGUCUUUUGGCUACAGUUUAUGUUAAAAUUUAUGAGAAACAAGGGAAAAUGUUCGGGGUUAUUAGCACAAUUAUUUGGAUAUUAAAUCUAAUGUUUGGCCUUUACCUUUACAUUACAACACAAAUGGAUACGGACACAUUUGGGCAUCCGAUGGUGUAUCUAAUAAUAACAACGAAAUAUAAUUCUCAAACGCUUAUAUACCUCACCUUCAUUUUCUUGUUUUUGGUAAUAUGUGUAGCUAUAGCUGAUUAUUAUUUAAUUGUUCGGAAUCGUAAAAUUAAAUUAAAUUUGUACGUAAAUAUACAUAUUUAUUUACAAAUAAAUUACUUAAUUUAA